Molecule: messenger RNA, 1346 nt
Organism: Penaeus vannamei (Pacific white shrimp)
Lineage: Eukaryota; Metazoa; Arthropoda; Malacostraca; Decapoda; Penaeidae
Source: RefSeq, a predicted model, not a curated record
CGGCACGGCCUCCCUCACCGUGCUCUACGCCGCCUUCAUCUUCUCGUGCUGCUUCCUCCCCUCGUGGAUGAUCAGGCGGCUGCACGAGAAGUACACGAUGGCGGCCUGCAUGCUGUGCUACUCGACCUACAUGGCGGCGCAGUUCUACCCCGAGAUCUACACGCUGGUGCCCACGGCGGUGGUGGUCGGGCUCGGCGCCGCGCCCAUGUGGUCCGCCAAGUGCACCUACCUCACCAAGAGCGGGAAGAGGCUGGCAGAGCUCGAGGGCGUCGGGAGCGAAGUGGUCAUCACGAGAUUCUUCGGCAUCUUCUUCAUGUUCUUCCAGUCGACGCAGGUGUGGGGGAACGUCAUCUCGUCUACAGUCCUAUCAGUAGGCGUGGAAAAGAUCGACAAGACAGCCGAGGAGCUGCUCACCUGCGGCUACAACUUCUGCCUCGACCAGAAGAACGAGGAGUCCCCCGGCAACGCCACCAACAGCACGAGCAGUCGCCAAGAUGGUCCUCCUCCGUGGCAGAUCUACACCAUGGCCUCCAUUUACCUCGGCUGCUCGCUCUUCGCCGCCGCCAUCACCGUUUUCUUCGUGGAUCCGCUGAGUCGAUUUGUGAAGGAAACCCCAAAUAGCCAAGAAAAGAGCGGCCUCGUGCUCGUUGCCGCCACUUUCAACCAGCUGCGCCACCCAUACCAGUUGCUAAUCGUUCCCCUGACAAUAUGGUCGGGCGUGGAGCAGGCUUUCCUCGGAGCAGAUUACACGGCGGCUUACGUAUCCUGUGGUCUGGGCGUACACAUGGUCGGUUACAUCAUCAUUUGCUACGGUGUGUGUGACGCCAUCUGCUCCGUUGGAUUCAGCCCCAUCGUCCGAAAGUACGGCCGUGUCCCCGUCUUCAGCCUCGGUUUCCUCAUUAACUUGGGGUUGAACAUCACUCUUACGUACUGGACGCCGAAACCCGAUGAUUUGGUGAUGUUCUUCGUCAUCUCUGGCCUCUGGGGAGUCGCUGACGCAGUAUGGCAGACGCAGAUCAACACUCUCUACGGCGUGAUCUUCCCGGGCCAGUCCGAAGCCGCCUUCAGCAACUACCGCUUGUGGGAGGCGACUGGCUUCAUCAUCGCUUACGCCUGCAGCACCGUCCUCUGCGUGAGCUCGAAGGUCGUGGUCCUCAACGUGUUCCUCCUGCUGGGGAUCGCUGGCUACUACGUCAUCGAGAUCCUGGAGAAGCGGGGAGGCCUCGAGAAGGACAAGGAGGGGAAGGUCGUGGUUCUCGAUCGGUUGUUCCUUCGGCUGUUAGAGAAAGGGAGAACUGGGGUGUAGGGCUGGGCUUGAUUUGUUGUUGUUAUUAUUGUCAUUAUUG